Penicillium expansum is the source of this 3471-nucleotide messenger RNA. Its product is annotated as Higher eukaryotic phosphomevalonate kinase. Gene Ontology annotation, cellular component: cytoplasm. The transcript has a single exon. The record is from RefSeq and is a predicted model, not a curated record. Lineage: Eukaryota; Fungi; Ascomycota; Eurotiomycetes; Eurotiales; Aspergillaceae. Bases 1 to 3471 code for a protein of 1156 amino acids. Gene Ontology annotation, molecular function: phosphomevalonate kinase activity; FAD binding. Gene Ontology annotation, biological process: cholesterol biosynthetic process.
AUGGCCACUCUCGACUCCCUGAAGGGGGCUCUCAGGCAAAAAGCCAUCGCAUCAGCGAUAUUCCAGAAGCAGCCAUUGUCAGACAUCCAGUACAGUGCUGGCUUCGAUAUUUUACUACGGGGGCCAGGUUGGAUGACGUACCAAGACUUCAUUAUCCCUCAACUUUCUCAGCUGCUAGCUCCUCUCCUCGACUCACGUAAUAUCUCGGUGCUAGAAAUCGGACCAGGACCGAAGAGCGUACUUGGACAUCUGCCCGGUCAUCUAAGGCAGAGGAUCAGGAGAUAUGCUGCAUUUGAGCCCAAUGACCUACUUGCUACAAGAUUGCAGAACUGGCUAUCCUCGACGUCGGAGACAGAGUCCCCUCUGCCCUGUCUGGAGAGUCCGGUUGAUAUCUAUCGAGUUCCAUUCGACCUGAAUAGCAACGCAAACAGUGGUACUAGUGCAAGUACUGGUACGCAUGAUAGCGACGAAAAGUUCGACGUUAUCUUGUUCUGCCACAGCAUGUAUGGCAUGGAGCCCAAAGUCAGGUUCAUUGAGCGAGCGUUAGAAAUGCUUGUUGAGAAACCCGAAGGAGGAAUAGUGGUGAUUUUCCACCGCGACAAGACCCUACACCUCGACGAAUUAGUGUGCCAUCGAACGGCUUCUUUCCCUACCGGGGCCGUUCGCGUGGCAAAUGACGACGAUGCACUAGACUCUUUCGCCCCUUUCAUCGCAGGAUUUAUCAUGCAGGAUGUGGAGGUGGACAAGGCUAUCCGGGUUGAAUGGCGUGAAGUUUGCCGCGCCUUGGGCCGUCGCCAAGAGGCUGACCCAGAUCACCUCGUAUUCAGCUCGCCUAACAUCAUGGCGGCGUUCACACGACAUGCGACAUCGUUAUCGGAGUUGACGGCACAGGUGCCGCUGGUAGAGGGAGGCAAAACAGUCAAAAACCGGGAGGCUUGUCUUCAGUAUCCCGCCGCGAUUAUGAGGCCGACGGAGCUCCAACACGUUCAACAGUGUGUUCGAUGGGCUCUCCAGCACGGAGUCAGCCUGACUGUCGUUGGUGGCGGUCACAGCGGCCACUGCCUACGUUCCAACGUCGUUUCGGUCGACAUGAGCGCCUUUAACAAUGUUCACAUUCUCACGGCCGGAAAUAGUGGACAAGAAGCUGGCUCUGAUGCGGCUGCCUUGGUUGUUGCCGAAGCCGGCUGUAAGACGGGGGAUAUUGUCCGCCAAACCAUGGCGGCGGGCCUGACAGUGCCCUUGGGGGCCCGCCCAAGCGUGGGCGCGGGACUAUGGUUACAAGGCGGCAUCGGACACCUCGCUAGAAUGAACGGGCUCACGUGCGACGCCAUCGUCGGUGCUGUGAUGGUCAGCGUCGAAUCUAGCCAGGUCCUUUGCAUCGGCCAUGUACCAAGCCAACACCGGCCUGCCGGUGCAGUGCGCCCACAAAACGAAACUGAUCUGUUAUGGGCGAUAAAAGGCGCUGGGACCAACUUUGGCAUCGUAGUCAGCGUUACUUUCAAGGCUUACGCGGCUUCGAUGUUCUCAGUUCGAAACUGGGUUGUCCCGCUCAGUGGUGAUGGCGAGGCACAGAGCAAGCUUCACGAUUUUGAUAACUUGGUCGCCAGGAAGCUCCCCCAGAGCUGUUCUGCAGAUGCGUAUCUUUACUGGGACAUAGGGAAGCUGCAUCUCGGAGUUACACUGUUCGAAUCUUCCACGGCUAGGUAUGUCUCCAAAACACCCCUGUCCACGCUCACAGCUGUGGAAACGAUUCUCGGGCCGGAAGACGGUUUUCAGAUGGUGGACGGCGUCGGUUUAUUCGAGACCGAGAUGUACAUGUCCAGAAUGCACGGCGGCCAUGCCAGCAGCAAGACUUCAUCAUUCAAGCGAUGCUUAUUCUUGAACCGCAUUGGAGCACGGAAUGUUGCCGAAAUCUUGGUGGCAGCCAUUGAAACUCGUCCCUCGCCACUCUCAUAUCUCCAUCUACUACAAGGUGGUGGAGCUAUCGGUGGCAUUCCAGCCGAUGCGACUGCUUUCGGUUGCCGUGACUGGGACUUUGCCUGCGUGAUAACUGGUGUCUGGCCGCGCGACCAAGAUGGAACCGAAGUCGCUCGAGCUGCAGUGCGGUGGGUGUACAACGUCGCCAGCAACUUGUUGCCCGUGAGUAGCGGGGUAUACGGCGCAGAUCUUGGACCGGACCCCAGAGAUACCGCACUGGCGAUCAAGGCCUUUGGGCCAAACCUACCACGCUUGGCUCGCCUCAAGCACAAAUCAGACCCGCGUAAUGUGCUGGCUUACGCCUGCCCGCUUCCGAAAACGCCUACAAAACAGAAGCUCAUCAUUCUUGUUACGGGCGAAAGCUGCGCUGGUAAGGACUAUUGCGGCGAAAUCUGGGUCUCGGCAUUCCUCCAAAAAGGGCUCAUUGCACGCGUGGUCAGCAUUAGCGAUGAAACUAAGCGAGAAUACGCGGCAGCCACUGGCGCCGACUUAAACUGCCUGCUUCGAGACCGUACCUACAAAGAGCAACACCGGGCGGCGUUAACAGCGUUCUUCCAGAGGCAGGUACGAGAUCGACCUCGGCUGCCCGAGGAACAUUUUCUCAAUGUAGUAUACGGCGCCGGAGACGUGGACGUGCUGCUAAUCACCGGGAUGAGAGAUAAGGCGCCAGUCACACUCUUCUCGCAUUUGGUGCCACACAGCAGACUGCUCGAUGUUCACAUCAAUGCCAGAAAAGAGACACGGCAAGCUCGCCGAGGCUGCCACGGCGGCGAUGCUGAUGGCAACGACACCGAUGAUAACAAUGAUAGCAGACCAAAACCUAAGCCCUUAGACUAUCACCCCAGUCUCAUCUUCAACAAUGACACGACCGGAAACGAGGCGGUGAAAAGGUUUGCUGAAGACUACUUACUUCCCUUCCUCGAUGAGGACUUUCAGCGACUAGCCAACAUGGUGCGUCCAGUGCCCGACUUUCCACGCCCAGGCGUCAAGUUCCGCCAUGUACUCAACAUCGCCCAGCAGCCGGGUGGGCUAGCCCUGUGUACCUCUCUGCUACAGACCCACUUCACCGGGGACUGGUCCAAAGUCGAUAUGAUAGUAUCUUGCGAGACUGGUGGGUUCAUCUAUGCGUCGGUCCUAGCGUCGCAAGUCGAUGUUCCCUUGGCGCUGAUUCGCGAAAUUGGGAAACUCCCACCACCCACCGUCUCCGUCCUCAAGAGUACAUCGCAUAUCUCUUCGAUAUCCAAUUCAAAUGAGAAGAGGAUUGGGAUAGAACGGGAUUUGAUACCCAGAGGCGCGUCCGUAGUGGUGGUGGACGAUGUACUCGCUACGGGGAAUACACUUUGCGCGGUGCUACAACUUUUGAGUGAAGUUGGCAUUGCUGAUGUCAGCAUCAUGGUCGUGGCCGAGUUCCCUGUUCAUCGUGGCCGCGAACUGUUGCGCCAGCAUGGGUUUGGUGUCAAUAUUAAAAGUCUUUUGGUCUUUGAUGGUGCCUAG